AAUAGCAAACAAGAGAGUUGGAGUGGGCAGAACAAUGGAAAGAAAUAAACUUUUUCAAAAGUAACCGCGCUAAAAGCACUUCCAUUAUCUUCCCACCUUUUUUUCUCCUCUCAAUAAACCCCCAAACUUUUCCCGGGGAAAGGAAACUCAAAAAAAGAAAAAUGGAGAAAUCAAAUUCAACUUUCAACUCCAACUCCAACUCCAACUCCAAUCACAACAAUAACCACCGGAAUUUACACAAACAGAACAACAGCAACAUAUCAGUAAUCUCCGACACUGACUCCUUCCACUCCCCUCUCCGUUCCGACUCACCCUUACGCUCCGAUGACCCUAACAAAUCCCUUUCCUCAAGAGCCCUCGUUUCAGCAGAAAAGUACUACUCCCCUCUCCGAUCGCCGCGUAAGCCUUCAUGGGAGAAUUUAAGCUUACCUCCGACGUCGGAAGUCGGAAACAGGGAUCGGAAUUCUUCGCCUCGGAAUAAGGAUCGUACGAAAGUGGGGCCGGUUUCUGGUGGUGGCGGUGACGUGGAAGGUGGAGGAGAGGUAGGAAGGGAGGGAGGAGAGGGGGCGGGGAGUACGAAGAGCGGAUUGAAGGUGGCGUUAGGGUUUAGAGUUUGUGAGUUUGUUUUGUGCUUGAUUUCGUUUUCGGUUAUGGCUUCUGAUAAAACUGAAGGUUGGAGUGGUGACUCUUUUGAUCGAUACAAGGAGUACAGGUAUUGCGUUGCUGUUAAUGCCAUUGGAUUUGCCUAUUCUGGAUUUCAAACGUUUGAUCUAAUUUACAAUUUGGCAAGUCGGAAACACUUUCUCUCUCACUACACGCGAUAUCAUUUUGAUUUCUUUAUGGAUCAGAUAUUGGCUUAUCUGAUUAUGUCAGCAUCUUCUUCAGCUGCAACGAGGGCAUAUGACUGGAUAUCAAAUUGGGGAAAAGAUGAGUUCACGGAGAUGGCAUCUGCAUCUAUUGGAGUGUCCUUCCUGGCUUUUGUAGCCUUUGCCUUUAGCGCUCUCAUUUCUGGUUACAACUUCUUCAACCGAAAUACCUCAUGACCCAGCAAUUAGUUUGUAUCCACUUAUUCGUACAGUAUAUUUGAGAUUCCCUGCUCAAACUCAUAUUUCUAGCUUGAGAAUCUGUACAAAAAUAGCAAAUAGAUUCAACUACAUAACUUCUCGUCCCUACUACAGAUAAAUAAGAUGUGCAAAUGUAGUUCGCCGUGCUCUCUUGGAGUAUGUAUAAAAUGCGAGAGAACCCAAGAAAUGAACCGGAUCGCAAUAUCGAUUAGCUAGAAGGUCAUAUUCUCAAUGUUCUUCUGGGUUUACUAAAAUUAGAUCCAUAGUUAACGUCAGUAAUAGAAAAUGAGAAGCGGAUCACAUCUUUGUAUUCAGUGUUCAAAGUUGUGAAAGGAACAAACAGAUAGAUAUUUGCUUGUUGA
Capsicum annuum is the source of this 1426-nucleotide messenger RNA. RefSeq names its product CASP-like protein 4A3. Bases 162 to 1043 code for a protein of 293 amino acids. The record is from RefSeq and is a predicted model, not a curated record. Lineage: Eukaryota; Viridiplantae; Streptophyta; Magnoliopsida; Solanales; Solanaceae. The transcript has 3 exons.